Messenger RNA from Blastocystis hominis, 3543 nucleotides. RefSeq lists its product as hypothetical. The transcript has a single exon. Gene Ontology annotation, biological process: endosome organization; regulation of early endosome to late endosome transport; receptor-mediated endocytosis. Gene Ontology annotation, cellular component: endosome membrane. The record is from RefSeq and is a predicted model, not a curated record. The coding region runs from base 1 to 3543 and encodes 1180 amino acids. NCBI's taxonomy places the organism in Eukaryota, Bigyra, Opalinata, Blastocystidae.
AUGCAAACGCACGCGAACGGAGCGUCGCACCGCGCCGUGGUGAUUCUGGACAUCUUCUACGGAUGUCUCGAAAAGACGAUCGGAUCGUCGACCGUGCCGCAGCUCCCGCUUUCCCCCGUGCUGGAGCAUUUCUGCAGCCCCCACGCGCUGAAGAUUCUCGUGGAUCUCCUCUUCGACGCAUCCCCCAAGGUCGUAACGUUUGCCACUCUCUUUUUGCUUCGCAUCCUCUCGAUCCCCACCGCGUCGCUUCAAGAUCUCUACCAACUUCCCAUUAUCGAUGCCAUCCUUCUUCUCCCUUCCCUCGAUGCCAUCCAAGUCCAGCUGCUCAAGCUUCUGCUGCACGAGCGAUCGCUCCUCGCUGGCAUUCUUCCGGACGCUCUGGUCUACGGCCUUCAAGUGCUUUCUGAGAGCCGUUUCGCGGAUAUCUACAACGGCGACACGACGUCUUCGCUGAUUAUCUGGACCAGCAGCAUGCGAAGCCACUUGCAGGCCGUGAUCCAUGCCCACAUCGAUGGCUACAUCGCCAAGCUCGCAGAGGAUCCGAGCACGCGCUGGACGUUCGUUCCGCUGCCCCACAUUCACUACUCGGAGUUGGACGACGACGUGUAUUGCGGGAAGUAUUACCUGCGUCGAUUGAUGGAUCUGGAGCAUCCCACCAGCCUCAAAAACCCCAAAGCGCUGCUGCUGGCUCUGAAAAGCGAGUGGAUCCGCGAGGGAAAGCGCCGAGGCUGCGCUCUCUCCAUGGAGCAGGCGCGUAUGGUGCUGGGCGUCGACGAAUCGGCGGACGAAAUGACGCUGAUUCGCGCGUUCUGGGAUUCCUGGAACACCGACGUGAAUCACGACACGCUUCAAUUGGCUUUGGACAUGCUCACCGGCGCCGUAAUCACCGCCACGUCGCCGAUUCCGCAGCGCCUGCUUCUCAUCGUGCAGACGCAGUGCUUCCUCUACCAACACUACCAUUCUCGCCUGCACAAGCUGCUCUUCCCCUCCUUCAAAAUGCUGGUCGCGCAGAUCCAAGUCGUCGUGGAGAAUCCGGAGCAGCUGGCAUUGCCCGAACUGGUGAGCUCGCUCGUGUCCCUCGUGCUGCUCACGUGCGUCUGCUCCGUGGAGAACGCGGAGAGCUUCGUGCAGAGCGGCGGCCUCACCGUGCUCUAUCAUCUCCUGCGCUGGAACGACGCCAAAAUAACCGCGGGCGACGAGAACGCGGAGCAGCUGCUCUACCAGCAAGUGACGAUUCUGGUUCACUUGUCGCACCAUUCCUCGCUGCACGGAGCGCUGGCCGAUGCGACGAACAUCACGGACUAUCUCGCGAUCUCGUUGUGCUCCUCGCUGCCCGUCGCCGUGCUCUGCUCGAUCCUGGAAUACUUCACCAAUCUCUCCUCGGAAGCCUCCUUCAAAGCCUCGCUUCUCCACACCUCCGUUUCCGUCUUCAUCACCGCGAUUCCGCUUCUUUUCCGGUACAACGCCGACGAAGAAAAAACGCGCGAGCAGGAAUUCAACGAGCAGUGCAAUCGAAUCGGCCAGCAGCUUCGCCAAUCGCGACCCUCGUCGGUCAGCGCGUCGUCCAUCGCGUCGGACAUCGCGUUGAACGCGAUCCCAGGGUCCGUGUCGUGCAUCGAAGACAGCGAAGACACGCCGCUCGUCACGCUGGCGCAGAGCGACAUGGGCAGUUAUUCCUACAGUCACAAUUCGCUCGCGAAGCGCGUCGUGCAGUUCCUCGCGAACGUCUGCAACAACUCCGCGGCUCUCACGCAGAUUCUGACGUCGCUGCUGACGCCGAGUUUGAUUGGCUUGCUGCUGGAGAAGAACAUUGACCACCUCCUCGCGAUUCUGAACUCCGAUUUCUACGAAUCCCCGUUUAUCAUCUGGACGCAAGCGAUGCGGUCGCAACUCCUCGAUUUCUUGGAGGAUCAACGCGAAAAGGCGCUGAGAAGAGAGGGCGAUUUCGUGCAGGACGUGAGUCAGUUCGUCUACGACGCGAUUCGAAACGAGCUUCUCAUCGCGGACGUCUACGUCCGCGUCUUCAACAAGCUGAAGCCCAAGCAGUUCGUGAAGGCUCCGAAGUAUUUCACAGGGCUGCUGAGCUAUCUGCGACUCCAACGCCUGGGUCCGAAAGUCGACGAUGUCUGGAUCGGCUACUACGAGACCAAUCUGGGCGAGGAUUACGUGCUGAUGAUGCUCACCUCGCUCCACAUUCUGCUCAGCAAUUCGCCGGAGCUCUCGAACUCCGUGCAGUCCGCCGACGAUCUGCUGCUUCUCUUCUCGUUCCUGCUGCCUCGCUAUGUCGACGACGCUCCGCAGUGGCUUCUCGACAAUCCCUGCACCCAGAAAGCCGUCGAGAUCCUCUCCCUUCUCCUCCAAUCGCCGCGUCUCGCCUCUCUCGCGGUCGAAGAGCACGCCACCGACAUUCUCACGCGCAUCCUCAUUCAGAAGGACUAUCAGCUCCGCACGCCUCUCUUCGUUCUCCUCCACCACGUCUGUCUCUUCUCGCAGGGCUUCGAGCACGCGCUCUUCGCUUCCGGACUCUGGGUUCUCUUCCUCCAUUUGAUUCUCCUCCCCGCAGAAGACGCGCUCGCCACGAUUCGGCAGCUCAGCGUCGCCGUGCUGCAGGGAUGGAGCCACAACGAAGACGUCCAGGCCAUUUCGCGCGUGACGUUCCGUCGCCUCCUUCCCGAAUACAUGGUGCUUCUGCUCACCGAGGACAACGCGGACGCGCUGCACGCCUUCGACGCCACCACGUGCACCGCCGAAAUGAUCUGGAACGCGCAGAUGAAGGCGACGGCGGCAGUCGUGGUGCGUCGAGCGUUCGAAGGCUUCGUCGCCGCGUUCCACGAAGGAAGGGAGUUCGUUCUGGACGAGGACGCGGAGGUCGUGUACGAGCAGCUGCAGAACGAGACGGUGAUCGGCGGCGUGUUCGUGAAGAUCUAUCUGAACUACGAGGCGUAUCAGCUGCGCCAGCCGCAGGAGUUCGUCGACGCGCUGAUGAAAGAGUUCUGCGGCGUCGCCGCGCUGUUCGACAACUCGAAGCCGGAAAACAUCCCGACGAGCGCCGAGGAGGAAGGCAAACGCGCGGAGCGUCUCGAUUUGGCGGUGAGCGCGCUGUGCCAAGUCUGCCGGCUCGAAGGCCCCGCGAUUCUGGAGUAUUUCGUGAGCUCGGGGUAUGUGGCCCGCAUCGUGGAGCAGUGGGAGCUCUGCGAACAGAAGCACGCGCUGAACGGACCCAUCAGCACGGCGUGCUGCUCGAUCGUGAAGCAAAUCGCGGAGACUCCGGAGUGCUUGUCGGUGCUGAUUCAGAAGCCGACGCUGCUGCGGAUUCUGUUGAAUAGUUUGCGAGAAGGGUCGGGGAACGCGCUGGACGUCUCUGCGAUUCUGCUGUCGCUGUUUAAAGCGAGAACGACGGAGCUGGUGGAGUAUGUGAUGGAGCUGAAUAUGAUUUCGCUGCUGUUCUCGUGUGUGAAGAAUCCGGUGCAGGUGGAGUGCGAUAAUGCGGAGAACGUGGCGACAGAGAUCAAAGUAGGCGAGGAAUGGGAGGGUGAGGGGUAG